AAAACCAAACAAAGUUCCUUAGCUCACACUACAUCUAGUGUGAGAGAGAUAGAGAGAGCGCAAAUGGAGGACGCGUACAUCACGGCCUGCCUCGCCGUAGCUCUCGUGUCGCUGCUCAUCGUGAUCGCGGGCAGGCGGCGCUGGGGGCCGCGUGGCGAAGGCCUGCGCCUGCCGCCCGGGCCUUGGCAGCUGCCGGUGAUCGGCAGCCUGCACCACCUCGUCCUCGCUGGGAAGCUCCCUCACCGCGCGCUGCGCGAGCUGGCGCGGCGCCACGGGCCGGCCAUGCUGCUCCGGCUCGGUGAGGUCAACGCCGUCGUGGUGUCCUCCCGGGAGGGGGCGCGCGAGGUGCUCAAGAACCACGACACCAUGUUCGCGACGCGGCCCCUGAGCACCACCAUGCGCGUGCUCUCCUACGGCGGCCAGGACAUCGUCUUCGCGCCCUACGGCGAGUACUGGCGCCAGCUCCGCAAGAUCGCCGUGUCCGAGCUCUUCACCGCGCGCCGCGUCCAGUCGUUCCGCCCCAUCCGCGAGGAGGAGGUCGCCACCGCGCUCCGCACCGUCGGCGAGGCCGCCGCCGCCGCGCGCCCCGUGGAGAUGCGCGCGGUGCUGUCCGCGCUCGUCACGGACAGCACGGUGCGGGCCGUGAUAGGCGACCGGUGCAGGGAGCGCGACGCGUUCCUCCGGGAGCUCGACCGCAUCCUGGAGCUCGCGUCUGGGUUCAACGCGGCCGACAUGUGGCCGUCCUCGCGGCUCGCCGCCUGGCUGAGUGGAGCCGAGGAGUGCCGCCACACCCUGUACAGCAUCCUCGACGGCAUCGUUCAGGAGCACCUGGAGAGGAUGCACGGCGGCGGAGGCCACGCCGAGGACCUGCUCGACGCGCUGCUCAAGAUCCAGAAGGAGGGUGGGCUCAAGUUUCCCAUCCACAUGGACGCCGUCAAAGCCAUCAUCCUCGACGUGUUCGCCGCCGGCAGUGAAACAACAACUACGACGCUAGAAUGGGCGAUAUCAGAGCUGAUCAACAACCCGAAGGCCAUGCAGAAGGCGACGACCGAGGUGCGGCAAGCCUUCCAUGGCCAUGGCGCCGUGUCCGAGGACGCCCUAAGCGAGCUCCCAUACCUACGCAUCGUCAUCCGGGAGACGCUGCGGCUGCACGCGCCGCUGCCGUUGCUAUUCCGCGAGUGCCAGGAACCCUGCCAGGUGCAGGGAUACGACGUGCCGCGGGGCACCCAGGUGCUGGUCAACGGUUGGGCGCUAUGCCGCGACGAGCGCUACUGGCCCGACGCGCCCGAGGAGUUCCGGCCGGAGCGGUUCGAGGGAGAAGAAGCGGCGAAGGCCGACUUCGGAGGCGGCGACUUGGCGUUUGUGCCCUUCGGCGCCGGCCGCAGGAUGUGCCCCGGCAUGGCGUUUGGCCUCGCCGGCGUCGAGCUCCCGCUUGCGAGCCUGCUCUUCCACUUCGACUGGGAGCUGCCAGGGCCAGGCUCGGCGAAGCUCGACAUGACGGAGACGUUCGGGCUCACGGCGCGGCGGACAGACCAGCUCCUCUUGCGCCCUGUCCUUCGGGUCCCUAUUACCGGAGUCUAGUCAUGAAUAUAAAUAAACUACUAGUAAAACACAUGGAUGUUAUACUGUAAGACUAUAAUUAUACCCACGUAGUAAAUAAAUUGCCUACCGUUGCAUAGCAUCAUUGGUAUUAUUAUGCAAUAACUAGCGUAGUGGGGCUAGAUCAAUAUGUGGUUCCUGAAUACAUUGUUAACCUACCUAUUUGAAA
Molecule: messenger RNA, 1768 nt
Organism: Hordeum vulgare subsp. vulgare (domesticated barley)
Lineage: Eukaryota; Viridiplantae; Streptophyta; Magnoliopsida; Poales; Poaceae
Product: dolabradiene monooxygenase-like
Exons: 2
Coding region: 64-1581 (505 amino acids)
Molecular function (GO): heme binding; iron ion binding; oxidoreductase activity, acting on paired donors, with incorporation or reduction of molecular oxygen
Source: RefSeq, a predicted model, not a curated record